Dicentrarchus labrax (European seabass) is the source of this 5504-nucleotide messenger RNA. RefSeq names its product calnexin (gene canx). The record is from RefSeq and is a predicted model, not a curated record. Lineage: Eukaryota; Metazoa; Chordata; Actinopteri; Moronidae. Gene Ontology annotation, biological process: protein folding. Gene Ontology annotation, cellular component: endoplasmic reticulum; endoplasmic reticulum membrane. Gene Ontology annotation, molecular function: calcium ion binding. The transcript has 16 exons. The coding region runs from base 95 to 2083 and encodes 662 amino acids.
AAUCAGCGACGGCGGAAGGAGGAUUCUGCCCUCCGAUAUCCCACGUGACCGUCCUCAGUAGUUCCCAGGCGGUCACAUCAGCGAGCUGGAGACUAUGGAUCAGAAGGUCGGGUUGUUCAUUCUUCUGGCAGCAGGCCUCCUCUGCCUCAGUUUAACCCCCGUCUCUCGGGCCGAGGACCUGGUCGAGGACGGUCUAGGUGACGACGUGGACGUGGAGGACGAGCUGGAUCUGGGUUUGGCUGGAGCCGAGGAGGAGGACCUGGAGGAUCUGGAGGGGGACGCGCAGGAUGAGGCGCCACCUGCUCCUAAAACUCCUCCCACCCCGAAGGUAACCUACAAGGCUCCAGAGCCGAUGGGGGAACAUUUCAUCGCUGAGUCUUUUGAUCGGGGGACACUGGACGGCUGGGUGAUUUCCAACGCCAAGAAAGAGGACACUGAUGAAGACAUCGCUAAGUAUGACGGUAAAUGGGCAGUGGAGGAGAUGAAGGACAGCAAGCUCCCCGGUGAUAAAGGUCUCGUCCUGAAGUCUCGCGCCAAACAUCACGCCAUCUCAGCCCAGCUGCUGCGACCUUUUACCUUCGACACCAAGCCCCUCAUCGUCCAGUACGAGGUGAACUUCCAGUUGGGUAUCGACUGCGGCGGCGCCUACGUCAAACUGCUGAGUCAGACUCCCGACAUCGACCUGGACCAGUUUGUGGAUAAAACUCCGUACACCAUCAUGUUCGGACCCGACAAAUGUGGAGAAGAUUACAAACUGCACUUCAUCUUCAGACACAAAAACCCCAAAACGGGAGAGUACGAAGAGAAACACGCCAAGAAACCCGACGCCGACCUGAGGACGUACUACACCGACAAGAAAACACAUCUGUACACACUGGUGGUGAACCCUGACAACACCUUCGAGGUGCUGGUGGAUCAGACUGUGGUGAACAGCGGCAGCCUGCUGACAGACAUGACCCCCCCUGUGAACCCCACGGCCGAGAUCGAGGACCCCGACGACCAGAAGCCCGAGGACUGGGACGAGAGGCCCAAGAUCCAGGACCCUGCUGCAUCCAAGCCCGAAGAUUGGGACGAGGACGCUCCCGCUCAGAUUCCAGAUGAAGACGCAGUGAAACCCGACGGCUGGCUGGACGACGAGCCGGAGUACAUCGGAGACCCCGACGCCGUCAAACCUGAAGACUGGGAUGAGGACAUGGACGGUGAAUGGGAGGCUCCUCAGGUCCCUAACCCCGCCUGUGAGACCGCCCCCGGCUGUGGCGCCUGGAAACGACCAAUGAUUGACAACCCCAACUACAAGGGCAAGUGGAAGUCCCCCAUGAUCGACAACCCUAACUACCAGGGCGUCUGGAAGCCGAGGAAGAUCCCCAACCCGGCGUUCUUCGAGGACCUGCAGCCCUUCAAGAUGACUCCGUUCAGCGCCUUGGGGCUCGAGCUCUGGUCCAUGACCUCCGACAUCUUCUUCGACAACUUCUUCAUCACCGACGAUCGGAACACCGCCGAGCGCUGGGCCAACGACGGCUGGGGGCUGAAGAAGGCUGCAGAGGGCGCUGCUGAGCCCGGUCUGGCAACACAGAUGCUGAACGCUGCAGAGGAGCGCCCGUGGCUGUGGGUCGUCUACGUCCUCACUGUGGCUCUACCGAUCGUCCUCAUCAUCGUCUUCUGCUGCACCGGAAAGAAGUCGUCAGGAUCAGAUCAGGGACAGUUGAGUCUCACCACCUUACAGGAAGAGUUUAAGGAAGCUGGACGCCCGAACCACCCCGCCACCGCCUCCUCAGGCCUGAAGAAGACCCCAGCGACGCCGGCAGCCGAGUACAAGAAGACAGACGAAGCUCAGCCUGACGUGAAGGAGGAGGAAGAGGAGGAGGAGGAGGAGGAAGAGGAGGAGAAGGCUGAAGAGGCAGAGAAGAGCAGUCCAGCAACAGAAGGGAAGAGCGACGGAGAGGAAAGUCCUGCAGAGAAAGAGGAAGAGGAAGCAGACAAGGAGGAAGACAAGGAGGAGGACAAGGAGGCGUCAUCUGACGAGAAGUUGGAGGACGACGUUCUGCGGAGAUCUCCCAGGAACAGGAAGGUCAGAAGGGACUGAUAUCUCUGAAUCCACAGCCCUGACCUCACCCCCUCCCCCUCUCCCUCCCUAAAGUAUCCCCCUCCCCUCCGAAACCUCCUCCUCUUCUUCUACUCCUCUGCUCCGAGGCCAUGAAGCCUAAAUGGAACCCGUUUGAAGCAGUGAAGCCGACAGGAAACUAAUCGGACGCCUGAUCGUGACGAUGAUGACGAUGAUGAUGAUUCCAGUAUGAACCGGACUGAGUUAGCGUGAUUUAAAAGGAUUUUUGUUCGUGAAAGAGAUUAACUGAGAUCAACUAAAAACUUCCUGCAUCAUUCCUAAACAACACCUGAGCAGACUCGAACCCACAGGAUCAACGCGUCCCGUCUGACCCACCGCUCGCCGCCCAGCGCCACCCUGAGCUAGCAAAGUGCUCCGCCCUACCUACAGCAUGCUAAAUAGCGCUCAGCAACUUGCUAAUCAGAUAUCUGGCUCGUUGGCCUACCAACAGGCUGCUAACUAGGCUAACAAUCUGAAGUUACCAUCUUCCUGCUCGGGCUGCCAGCAGUCUACCUGACCCACGAUCAGGGUGCUAAUUAGGCUAACUGGUCAGAGAAUCGAAAGUCUUGCCAAUUAGCAUACAGACCGGCUGCUAAUUAGCCGACAGUUGUCUAACUUUGCCAGGUUAACAACUAGAUUGUAAGCAACUCACAAAUUCACCUGCUAACAGUUGAUUUAUUAGCCUUCUGGGAGAGUUUAUUAUUAUACAAAUGGUCGGGGGAGUAGCCUACCAGAAGUGUUGCUCAUUAGUCUUCUAGCCUGUUAAUUAGCUCGACUUGGUUGUAGUUCUAGCCUACUGUCAUCCUAUUUGGACUACAAACAGCGGGAUGUUAACGAGCCCACGAAUAAAUGUACUUACCAACAACUAGCUAAUUAUCCUGCUAAAAGCUAAUUAACCUACUAACCGUCGGCUCAUUAGCCGUCCUAGAUUUUACAAUUUAGCUAGCUAGAAUACUAAAGUAGCCCACAACUUGGCUACAUGCUAAUAUUUAAAUAAUCAUGGAGAACACUCCAGCUGACCCGACGCUUUCUUACUCUUUCAUGUCUCAUGUUUUGAAUUGUUUGUUCUGAAGCUGUUAGCUCAGCGUUAGCUCAGUGUUUCUAUGUCUUAUUGUCCUGGUGGCAGCGGGGAAGGUCAGAGGUCAGAACCACAGAGCCUAAACGGUUGGAGAGAAAGCGUUGGUGCUGGAUUGUUAGCUGGUACUGAGGCGUGGCGGCGGUUUCUGGCAGCGGCAGCAGGUUCUGACAUCAAACCUCAUAUCAGCAGUUGUUUGUCGUUGUCCCUCCUCCUCUCUGUGAGUUUCAGUCCAAACAAACACGAUGGCAGCUCAUAUCGCUGGUUAGAUCCUCGGGGCUUUCUCUCCGAGUUGAGCCUCGCAGGCAGAUCCAAAACCGACUCCUGUGAUGAGUUUCUCCGCCAACAUUUCAGCUUCAGAAUUAUUGUUUUGGUUUCUUUCUUUACCUGCUGCUGUCGUCUUUGUUUGGACUUAAAACUCGUCCCGUCCGCAGGUGGACAGACACAAAGUCCCUCUUUCAUCAACCCCAUAUGAAAAGAAAAAGGCACUAAGGGAUAAAAAAAAAAAAACUCAGGCGCUUACUCUCACACCUGUCCACCUGCUGCCCCCAACCCCUCCAGCAAUCACAGACGCCGUCCCACAUGAAUCCUGAAUCCAUGUUUAGCCCCAUGUUUAAAAGAAACGGCACUUGAGCGUGAAAGUUAUGAAUAAAUAUUCUCAACUCAAGGUUCACUCGCUGGCUUCCAGCUGAAUCCGCCUUCACUGAGAGAUCUUCCACGAGUUCAAUACUCGGCAAACUUUAUCUGUGAGGACUGAAGGAUGCAGGCGAAAGCUCCACAACAGUAAGUGGACCUUGAGUUCAGACCAAACUCACACUUAAAUGUUCUAAUCCUCAAGAUUUUCAUCAUAUCAAAGCCAGUUUUCAUUCUGCAAGGCUGCCAUUAAUUCUGCUGAUCUUAAUUAGUAGAGCGGAUAUGAAAAUACUCUAAUAACUGAACACACACAGUUUCAACCAGUCCUAGAAAUUAACAAUAAAUAAUAAGAGACAGUUUUUAUAUCAGAUGACUGGCUACUAAUUAUAUGAUGUCAUCAGGAAGAGCAGCCAAUCGUUGAGAGGAAACCAAUUCAAUCAAUCGCUUUAUAACCACUGAUCGCCAAAAUCAACCCGAUGUCAAAUCUUAGGGAUUACAACUUAUACUAGUUUUACUGUCAUCUGCUGCCGCCGCCUGACGACUUCCUGCCCGCCCGCCGCUGGUCACAUGACCUCAGUUACAGGCUGAGAAAUGACAAAUAACAGCCAACGACCUCCUGACCUUCCCUCUAGCGCCACCAUCAGGACAAAACUUCCAAUUUUCUCUCCACUAAAACUCUCAGAAGGAUUUUGUGAUCAGCACAUGAGAAAUAAAUCCAUGAACAUUUCCUGUAAAGAUGCCAACUUGGGUUGAAACUCUUCAUUAGUUUUGUAUUUUUAUUGGAUUUCUGUGCAGAAGAAACGAGACGAUGACCGACCGUAACAUCUGAAAUAAAACAGUUUGUGUGACUGUGGGAAAGAAAAGUAACUGCAUUCGUCCGGUCUCGUGUCCCUGAGGUGACUGUUGAUGUGUGUUUGUCCUUGUUGUGUCACUGCGGUUAAAUAUUAAACUUCUGUCUGUUUCCGUCUGUAAUCCAGCAGCGGUGAGCGAGCUCUGUUGUGAUCGGCGGUUAGUAAACGGUGGGCGGCGGGGGGGAAGGCUUGGAGAUGUGUUUUUGUCUCUCUGGUUGUUUUGGUGAGUUCAGAUUUUGGGCCUGGCGGUGAACUCCCCGCUUCCAUUUCAGGUGACCUUUAACCUUUUAUUUUCCUCCUCCUCUUAGGGUAAACUCAAGCUAGUUUUGGCUGUUAGCUCGGCUGCUUUUAGUCUUCAUUUCCUUCCCGUGCUGUCGCUCUAAAGGUAAAGACGCUUUAGGACAGAUCGCCUCCAGCAGCAGCAGCAGCAGCAGCGUUACAUUCCCACUGAGAAUGUAUGUUUCAGCCUCGUCCUCUCCCUCCUUCUUCUUCUUCUUCUUCUUCUUUUUUUAGUCUGAUUAUUUUUGUUUUCUCUGCUCGUGUCCGGCUGAAGCUGCCUAGCUUUAACAGACUGUAGACUGAACACUGUAUCUGCUGGUGAAACUUUACAUGACUCUGUAACUCUGUACUUUUUAUUUUUGUUGACAUUGUGUUUGAACUAACUGUUGGCCCGGCCUGUUUCUGAUGUACACACUAUGUAGAGAGAUGGAUCUGCUGACACACCACAGGAAGGUCCGACUUUGAAUAGAAAUACUGUGAUGAAGGAGCCCGAUGUGCGUGUGUGUGUGUGGACAAGCAGUCAACAUUUGUUUUGAUGAAUAAAAAAGGCCAAAUGGAAACUUAA